AUGGAGAAAGUUGAUAUGAAGGAAUUGUGUCCUUGUCAAGAUAAGGAAAGGUAUCAUGAGCUUGGUAGUGCAUUGGAAGGAUGUGUUCAUUUCAAUGAAGAUUAUAAAAUGUUGUUGUUAUAUAUAGAGCAGGGUAGAAUUGCCUAUGGUGGUUAUAACCCUAGGCCUACUUGUACUGAUGUUGAAGAUGGGAUUUUAAGUAAGAAGCGAGGAAAUGAGGAUAGGGAUUUAGACAAUAGGAAACAAAGAAUUGAUAUGGAGAUUGUACCUGGUAAAGAGCAGAAGAUAAAAGAGGGGAUUUUGAGUAUGAAGCAACGAAACGAGGAUAGGGAUUUAGACAGUAGGAAGCAAAGAAUUGAUAUGGAGAUUGUAACUGGUAAGGAGCAGAAGAUAAAAGAUGGGAUUUUGAGUAAGAAGCAACGAAACAAGGAUAGGGAUUUAGACAAUAGGAAGCAAAGAAUUGAUAUGGAGAUUGUACCUGGUAAGGAGCAGAAGAUAAAAGAUGGGAUUUUGAGUAAGAAGCAACGAAACGAGGAUAGGGAUUUAGACAAUAGGAAGCAAAGAAUUGAUAUGGAGAUUGUACCUGGUAACGAGCAGACAAUGAAAGAUGGGAUCUUGAGUAACAGGCGACGAAACGAAGAUAGGGGCUUAGAUAAUAGGAAUCAUAGAAUUGAUGUGAAUAUUUUACCUGGUAAGGAGCAGACAAUGAAAGAUGGGAUUUUGACUAAGAGGCGAGGAAACGAAGAUAGGGGAUUAGAUAACAGGAAUCAUAGAAUUGAUGUGAAUAUUAUACCUGGUAUGGAGCAGAGGAUUCAGAAUGAUAGCAAAUUCAUGGAUGCGGAAGUAAAAAUUGAACCUCAAGAAGAUUCUGAUUCUAUUAAGGAGGCAGAAUCCGAAAGUGAAGUAGAAAUCCUUGAAAAUAUAGGUACAGAGGUAGGUUGGGGCAGUAGCUCUAACCCCUUUGUACCUUCAGUGGAACGUUGCCUGAAUCUGGAUGCGACAAUCAUAGAUUCUAGGUACAGGAAGGAGGUUUUGAAUUUAUUGAUGACGCCCUACAAUGGAGAGGAGUAUAAGAAGCUCUGGAAAGACAUUAGGAUGCGAUUACCAUCUAGCUCAAGAAAUGGACGUGGGAAAUCCCUUCUAUCACUCCAUAAAGGUGUCAAUCAGGAAAUCAAAAGGGCCGGUCCUGACAAAGAUAAAAAGUUGAACAUCAUGCGUGGAUUUUUCUUUUGGUUAGAGCAUCUAACUCAGCAAGAUGCAUUCCAGCCUUGGGAGGAUGCAGAAUGUCUCCAGACGCUGCCUGGAUCUCCUUAGAACCUGUUACUUUUUCCCAUUCCCGAAUGUCAAUGUGUGCCAUAAAAACAAGCAAUGGAAGAAAACCAACAACAAUUAUUAUGCCGCAGUCCCAAAUAAGUUAGGGUCAGCUAUAUGAAUCCUCAUUGACCAUGUUUCCUUAUUUAAGCUCAACUCAUGUCAUAUCAUUCAACCGUUAGUAGAAGAAACCCAAAGAUUAAUAUUUCAAUUACUGGUAGAUAACAUUUGCAUUGUGUAUGAUCCAUUUGGGAAAAGUUUUCAAGACAGACAGAGAAGGUGAAAGUUUCUUAUA
Molecule: messenger RNA, 1606 nt
Organism: Solanum stenotomum
Lineage: Eukaryota; Viridiplantae; Streptophyta; Magnoliopsida; Solanales; Solanaceae
Exons: 5
Coding region: 1-1314 (437 amino acids)
Source: RefSeq, a predicted model, not a curated record